Oncorhynchus mykiss (rainbow trout) is the source of this 4304-nucleotide messenger RNA. The record is from RefSeq and is a predicted model, not a curated record. Lineage: Eukaryota; Metazoa; Chordata; Actinopteri; Salmoniformes; Salmonidae.
UGUUUGAACAGUUUGCAAAAUUGUUAAUUAGUAUCAUCACUCCUUUUGAGUUUCUUUGGCCAUGGGAGAAAUAUGUUUCGCCCCCAGUCCUUGUUCCGUACAACUUCGUCUGAUGGUGUAGAAUUGGAGUGUAUCUAUGGUCAGGGAGGGCUUUCAUGAAGGAAUCAAUGGGAUGCGCGUUGUAGAUGCAGGAAUGCCCACAUGCAGGAACUCCUCAACUUGCGGCCGCAAUCACACACUAUCUGCCUGCUGUCUCCCUGGGGAAUAAUAUCGCGAGGUUUGAUUGGUUGCUGGAUUUGGAACAAAGCUGCCGAACUUCAGAGUGAUUUAGGCUGCUUGCUGAAAGAAUAAUGUGGAGACCAGACAUCUAAGAGGUAGAGCAACUUGCAGGUGUGCGGUUAUAUGCGGGAUAUUGAGAACGUGCAACUCCACUCCUACUUGUCUCCAAGUCCACAUCCCAACCCUCAGCUUCCCUCAGCCCAUCCCUCCUAUCUUUGCUGGCCACCCUCUUCGGAUUUCCAGGUGUUGCUAUUAGCAGUAGGAGGUUAGGUGAUGGUGCAGAGGCUUCACUCCGUUCUGACCCUCUACCUGUCAGGAGUGUUGGCUUUCCUAGGCCUGUGGUGGUACACCUAUCGGAAGAAAGAAUACCACCUCACUGACAAGGAUGACGCAAAUGAUGAGACGACCGCAGACCAGGAGCACCUGUCCUCCCCCAGAGACGUAGGUAACUGUGUUGUGGAGAACGGCCACUCGACUGGGAUGCAUCUGGACGGGCACGCAGUGAGGGAGUGGUCAUUAGUGGAACAGGAGCUUGUUGAUAUUACAAACACCCCAGCAGCAGCAGAGCAGGGUAUAGUCCCACUCUGCCAAUCACAACCUGAGGUAAGGGUUGUGGCUGCAGACGGUCUCAUUAGUGGCCUGGUUACUGCUGCCGUGAAGCCUGUUUACGAGAGCACUGAGUCUUCAGCUCAAGUGUUCCUAGAGACUGCAGCUGAGGGUGGACCUGAGCAGGAUCUAGAAUUGCAUGGCUGGUGUUCCCAUUGUGUGCCAUCAGCCAUGCGUGCCACCAGUCAUGAGUCAACUUGCUCCUUAUCAAUCUGUGACCUAGGCUCUGGUAAAUCUAAGUCCGUCUGUGAAAGUGCAGGUUUAAAUCAACCACCACAGUCUGAGACACUGGAGGACAUUACAAACAGUACUUUGAACCUGGAGCCCGCAGAGGAGGUGGUUAGACUGGAGCCUGCAGAGGAGGAGGAGGUGGUUAGACUGGAGCCUGCAGAGGAGGAGGUGGUUAGACUGGAGCCUGCAGAGGAGGAGGUGGUUAGACUGGAGCCUGCAGAGGAGGAGGUGGUUAGACUGGAGCCUGCAGAGGAGGGGGUGGUUAGACUGGAGCCUGCAGAGGAGGGGGGGGUUAGACUGGAGCCUGCAGAGGAGGGGGUGGUUAGACUGGAGCCUGCAGAGGAGGGUGUGGUUAGACUGGAGCCUGCAGAGGAGGGGGUGGUUAGACUGGAGCCUGCAGAGGAGGGGGUGGUUAGACUGGAGCCUGCAGAGGAGGGGGUGGUUAGACUGGAGCCUGCAGAGGAGGGGGUGGUUAGACUGGAGCCUGCAGAGGAGGGGGUGGUUAGACUGGAGCCUGCAGAGGAGGGGGUGGUUAGACUGGAGCCUGCAGAGGAGGGGGUGGUUAGACUGGAGCCUGCAGAGGAGGGGGUGGUUAGACUGGAGCCUGCAGAGGAGGGGGUGGUUAGACUGGAGCCUGCAGAGGAGGGGGUGGUUAGACUGGAGCCUGCAGAGGAGGGGGUGGUUAGACUGGAGCCUGCAGAGGAGGGGGUGGUUAGACUGGAGCCUGCAGAGGAGGGGGUGGUUAGACUGGAGCCUGCAGAGGAGGGGGUGGUUAGACUGGAGCCUGCAGAGGAGGAGGUGGUUAGACUGGAGCCUGCAGAGGAGGAGGUGGUUAGACUGGAGCCUGCAGAGGAGGAGGUGGUUAGACUGGAGCCUGCAGAGGAGGAGGUGGUUAGACUGGAGCCUGCAGAGGAGGAGGUGGUUAGACUGGAGCCUGCAGAGGAGGAAGAGGUUGUUAGACUGGAGCCAGAGGGAGACAUCCUGUCUGCCGUGGAAGAACCAACCUGUAAGUCAAGUCUACAGGCUGACACCUGUCUGGCUUCCCCCAGCCACCUUAUAACCAGUCAGGUGUCUGCCUCAAAGCAGCCAUUGGGAAUUUUGAGGUCACCUCAGAAGAAAGAGUCUGAGGAAUGUAAACUCAGCAGGAUCAACACAGCAGAAAUUAACCAGCUGGUGUCAGGUCUCAUCACUGAUGUGGUCUCCGCAGCAGUGAGUCAAUUCCUGAAGGAAAAGACCCAGCUAGGACAUAGUGUUAGUCCUCUCAAUAGCGGGGACCCCUGCAAAGCCCCAGACCACAUCUCAAUGGCUAACAGUGAACCUGAGCAUGAGAUGCCACCUCUAUUCCAAGAGGAUCCGUGUUCAACAACCGGCAGAGAGAACAUCAGUUCAUCUCCUAUAGUUCUGGAGGACGUGAAACACGACCACAGCAGUAGAGCUGAGAUUGAGACGGAGAAGAUCAAGCCAGCAGAAGAAGAUUCUGCAGUAGGUGAUUCUGGAUCCAGCUCUGGUCAGAUCGAAAAGGUCUCCAGUGGCAAGGAGUUGAGCACCAGUAUGAGCCCGCAACCACCCAGAGGACCUGCUGAAGGACUGGGGGCCACCAGCAUGUUCCUCACUAACGGUUGGUGGAUGGCGAAUGUUCCAGGCUCUGGUGUGAACCGCAUGGACUGUGUAGACGGUUACUGUCAACAUGAAGCCAGGGACAACAAGCAUAGCAGUCCCAGUCUACCAAGUCAGCUACUGAACACCAAUCAGGCAAUUGAAAAAUACAACCAAAGUCACAACAGCAGCCAGUCACCGACUGUUUGGGAGGUAGAGGUGCCAAAGCAUUUUGUUGGUAGAUUGAUUGGGAAGAAGGGGCGACAUGUGAACUACCUGAAGGAGACGUCUGGAGCUAAGGUCUUCAUCACCGCCCUACCUUACACCCAGGAGUUCCAGAUCUGCCACAUAGAGGGGUCAGAGGAACAGGUGGAUUGUGCUCUGGAGCUGAUCAGGAAAAAGUUCAAAGAUCUAGAUGUGACCAACUGUUACGUCCAACCUCCAGUGGCCAGCCUUCCCUCUCUCUCCAUCACAUCCUGGCUGCUGCUUCCCCAUAGGGUUACAGUUGAGGUAAUGGUGAUCCAGGUAGCAUCUGGGAACUGUGUGUUCCUCCAGCAGCACAAACACCCCACCUUCCAUGCUCUCUGCAGUCUGGACCAAAAUAUGAGCCUGUGCUACUCUCACCCAGGGUGCCCUCCCCUGCCGGCCCCAGUGGAAGUUGGAGUGAUCUGUGCUGCCCAGAUGCCUGAGGGAGCCUGGUGGAGAGCGCAGGUGAUGGGUCACCAUGAAGAAACCAUGGUGGAACUCCGCUAUGUGGACUAUGGAGGCUAUGAUAUAGUGAAGAUGGACACCCUCCGCCAGAUCAGAUCUGACUUUGUUGCGUUGCCGUUCCAAGGGCCUGAGGUGAUCCUGGAAAAUAUUGCACCCAUUCCAGAUUUUUCAGCUGCAGCCAAAUCUGCCUUGGAGGAGAUGACACGAGGAUUGGCACUACUUGCACAGGUCACAAACGGUCACACCAGUGGCAUUCCUUUGGUACAGAUAUGGAGAACAGAAGGAGAAGAGUUGGUGUCUGUGAACCGUGCUAUGGUGGAUAAUGGACUGUGCAGCUGGGUAGACAGCCCCUGACCGUGAAGCGCAAUCCUGGCUGUUCAGAUAGUUUUAAUACCUUUUCCUUCCUCCCUUGUGAUGUAAGCACAGAUCUAUAAGUGAUUGGAUAGGUGUAAGUUUACCACCCUAUUAUUUUCACCAAUCCAGAUCUGUGAUUACCACACAGUAGCUAGGAAGGAACAAUGGAUUUCUGAAGUAUUCAAACAGGGCCCUUGCCUUGUCUUUCACCUUUUUACCUCCUCAGUCCCACCUCUGGACUACUGCCUUGAUGGCAUAACAAUGUUGUCCUGCAGCACAAUGUCUUCCUGCUCAACUCCACCAUUAUACUCGUUUCUUUACAACCAUGUACACACAAUCCAAGUUAUUUUGUGAAGUUUUAUUUACUCCCACCCGGUCCUAUAAAUGUUUGUAUUGGACACAUAAUGUAAUCAUAAUUAACAAUCUCACUUAACCCCCCACACACACUGAAUACUAUUUUGUUUUUAAUGUAUACAUUUCUAUUAAGAAACUAAAUAAAGAUCAACUGUCCUUACGGACGUCUCCUC